AUGAGUGAACACCAGCAAAAGAAACUCCCAAUGUAAUAAUUUUUCGCGUGAGAUUACAUUUCAACCAGGUGUCAGUUGCAAUGGGAAUGCGUCGACGCUAACACCGGACCAAAGUCUGCGUAUCAUACAGGUAAGUAAGCCAAUAAAUGAGUUCAAUCGUCGAACAACGCGUAGGAUAGUAAGUGGUAAAUUCGAUUCCUUCUGGCACAAGCCUCGCCGAGCCCUCUCAGAUAAGGCGGAACUGUGACGUGGCAUACAAAUACCACCUCCCUCUAGCCUCUCCUUUAUAAAAAUAUGCGCGGGGAAGGUUCGUUCAUUGCCAUUUUUGGUACCCCUGAACAAUACCGAUCUCCGCGUGCACAGCGCAUUCCCGCGAGACGUUACUGUAUCACCCUUAAAUAUGGCACACCGAAACCCCCAAACGAGUCAUAAGGUGUACGCCUUAAGACCCAUCUUUUUGAUGCAAUAUAUUAUAGUUUUAGGGCGUCCUGCACAGUCCCCACUAUUUUGCACAGUGCAAUAGAGACUAGAUGGGUUGAAUGCAAAGAAGGUCUUAAGACAUAGUUCUAGGAGCUCGAUGAUGUGAACUCGUUUGAACUGCUGAUCGGUCUCAUCAUACUUUUCUCGGAGAAAACCGUCAAUAGUGUCGAUAGCCAGCGAGGGUGGGAUUGAGGUGAACAAUGAGAUCACGUCAAAAGACACCAUUACCUCAUCUGCCUCCACUUCGAGACGUUCGAUGCGCGACAAAAACUCUUCAGCCGAUUUCACUGUCCACUCUGAAUCCUUGGUAUGAAAACUAAGUCGCUGGUACAGCUACUUUGACAGUCCAAAGGUUGGAGUACCACGUAAGGAGACGAUGGGGCGUAGCGGCACUCUCGGCUUGUGGACCUUUGGUAGGCCGUAGAAGCGCGCCAUUGCGGCAUCACCGGCUUUUGCGGCCAGCGUUUCCCUUCUAGUAAGAGCGCCCGCCUUCCUCAGCUUGUCGAUCGUCUUGUUCAUGCUGUUUACGAGCUUUUUCAACCCGCUGACAGCCGAUUGCGCAUAAGCUUCCUUGCCCAUCAAGAGGUUGCCUAGUUUUUUGAAGUACUCUGCCUUAUCCAUGACGACAGUCAAGCGCUCGACUGUUCGUGACCUUUGCCACCCAUACGGAGCUUGUUUGCUUCGUGAAGCCAAUAGAUCGGUGUGCGUCCAUUCCUGAUUGAAAAAUACCCGAUCUGCAGCGACAGAGAAUGACAGGUGGCGAGGCACUGAUGAACUUCGGUUCGAUGAAGUGCUUAUGACCCAUCUGGUAGACCCCAUUGGUGGAUCAACUGCGUCAGAUGCGCCUGUGCGCAUGUUUAUGUUUUUGGUCCCAACUGCUGGUGGUCAGGGUUAUGAUUGGCUGAAUGAAGGCACAGUAAGCCUGAAACAGUACUGUAUCAAUCUACCCACAUUCUCUUCCGUCCCUCCUCGCUGUUAUUAUGAAUUGGCCGACUUCGGCCUGGUAAUUGGUUGCCUGUUCGUGAUCUUUGUCACCCAUACGGAGCUUGUUUGCUUUGUGAAGCCAAUAGAUCGGUGUGCGCCCAUUCCUGAUUGAUGAAUACCCGAUCUGCAGCGACAGAGAAUGACAGGUGGCGAGGCACUGAUGAACUUCGGUUCGAUGAAGUGCUUAUGACCCAUCUGGUAGGCCUCAGUGGUGGACCGACUGCGCCAGGUGCGUCUGUGCGCAUGUUUGUGUUUCUGGUCUCAGCUGCUGGUGGUCAGGGUUAUGAUUGGCUGAAUGAAGGCAGAAUAAGCCCGAAACAGUGCUGUAUCAAUCUACCCGCAUUCUCUGUCGUCCCUCCUCGCUGAUAUAUAUAUAUAUAUUCUCUUGUCUGACGACGACACGGGGAACCGACGUCGAAAAAUUUUUCCAUAAAGUUUUAUCUCUUUCCCAAACAACGCAUUUGGUUUCAAAUAUAUAUAUGUAUAUAUAGACAUAUAUGUAGAAUGUUAUUACCGACAAAGACAAGGGAGACUGGAAUGGCCACUUCUGGCUUAUCAGCCGUCGUCAGCCAUUCAUACCCAGCCCCGAAGUGUGGAACACACAAGGCUCGAACUCGCGACCUGUUAGUUAGAAGUCCACGCCUCUACUCACCGGGCCACGAGCCCGUUGCCCUGUCGGUUUUCGAUCGGGAAUAAACAAUGUUAGGGGGCGCUCACCGAUCGUUUCUACGGAACUCACUCGUCCCGUUGUGCCUUAGGACUCCCUCUCGAGUCCAACCAGCAGCUGCACAGCUGCGCAUGAUAUAAGCAGAAUGGCAUUACCGACAAAGACAAGGGAGACUGGAAUGGUAAUUUCUGGCUUAUUAGCCGUCGUCAGUCAGUCAUACCCAACUGCGGGGAGUACAGUGCAGGCCUGGCAGGCGGUCGCCUAUUUGUGACCUUUUCCAUCCAUACGCAGCUAAUUUGCCUCAAGAAACCGGUAGAUCGGUGUGUGUCUCUUCCCUCUUCAACAAAUACUCGACCUGCAGCGACCCAGCAUGGCAGGUAGCAAGACACUGAUGAACUGCGGUUUGUUGAAGUGUUUGUGACCUGACCGCUAGAUCCCGUCUACAGACCGUCUGCUCUGUGUCCGAGCGCAUGUUUGUGCUUCUGGUCUCAACUGUUGGUCAGGGUAAUGGUUAGCCCAAUGAAGGCAGCAUAAGCCCGAAACAGCAAUGCAUCAGUCCAACAGCAUUUCCUGACGUCCCUGUCCUCUACAGUGCGUGACCGAUCUCAUGAAAUGUCGGACAAAAUUCUGCAAUGCAUUUCCGAUUAGGAAGGAUUACUAAAGUGGGGUUGUUAUACUGAUUAUCAUGCAGCAUUACCCUAUAAGAUUUCGGACUCUCCAGGAUGCCGCUUUUGAAUGUACUUCUUUUUUGCCUCCUGUAGAAACCACACUCGGUAAAAAAUGACCACUUAAGUAGCAUGCAUUUUUCUUGUAGAUUUUCGAUGUUCUUGCAAAUUCAAAUAUAUUUUACAGAAAACACGCACAAAAAUACGCUUUUUUUGCUCAUUUGAAAGGAAAUCACAUUGUCUUCAUAUUUUAUGCCUGAAGAAAGUGUGUAUUUAGGUUUAAAAAAGUUUCACAAUUCCCUAAUAAUUUUCAGCCUGGUCUGCCAUUGCAUCAGCGUUUAGCAAUUUCAGUCUAUAAGGUGCAUUCUUUCCGCGUAAGGAAAAUCAUAUAUUUCCCUAUAUCUUUACAAACCCACCACGUAGAGUUCAUGAAAUUUUGCAAUGGAUCCGGAUUGUGUUGUAGAUUUCAUGGGGAGCAGGCAUUUUUCCUAUUGAUUUCCGGUGGUCUUAUCAUUUCAAAUAUGUUUUAUAGAAAACAUGCACAAAAUAUGCUUUCUUCUGCUCAUUUGGAAGGAAAUCACAGUGUAUUCAUAGUUUAUGCCUGAAGAGAGUGUGCAUCUAGGUUUUUAAAAAGUUUCCCAAUUCCCGAAUAAAUUUUGGCCUAAUCUGCCAUUGCAUCAGCGUUUAGCAGUUUCAGUCUACAAGGUGCACGCUUUCCGCGUAGGGAAAAUCAUAUAUUCCUCUAUGUAUUUUAGAAGGUAUCACAUAGAGUUCAUGAAAUUUUGCAAGGGAUCCGAAUUGUGUUGUACAUUUCAUGGGGAGCAUUAGUAAACGAACAUGUGCGCUCUUGCAUGCAUGGACAUCGCACGGUCUUCAAAAUCUCAUAAUUAGAAACUUUUUUAAAACCUAAAUAUAAACUUUCUUCGUGCGUAAAAUAUGAAGAUAAUGUGAUUUCCUACUAAAUGAGCAAAAGAAAGCAUAUUUUUGCAUGUUUUCUAUAAAAUGUAUUUGAAUUUAUAAGACCAUCGAAAGUAAUUGUAAAAAUGCAUGCUCCUUAAGUAGUCAUUUUUUGCCGACUGUGUUUUCUGCAGUAGGUCAAAAAGACAUGCAUUUAAAAGCCGGCAUCUUGGCGAAUCCGAAUUUUUAUAGGGUUAUGCUGCAUGAUAAUCAGUAUAACAACCCCACUUAAGUAAAACUUCCUAAUCGGAAACUCAUUUCAGAAUUUUGGCCGAUAUUUCAUGAGAUCGAUCACGCACUGCACGCUGAGUCGUCGACUUCGCUCUCUAUUCCCAUUCUCGGGUCCCAGCUACUGUCCGAGCCGGCCAGAUGUCUUGUGCGAGGAAUGAGCGCAGUGGCUGACAGGACUAGAGAGCUCGUCUACGCGCGCCACAUGCACGACCUGGCUCCCCCAAACGCGCACACUAGGUUUUCACACAUAAAGGAGAUAUAAUGCUCUGAUCUCACAUGCAUCAGAGAAACCACACGGAGAAGGGAGCCGGAAAGCACACUUACGUGAGAGGUGCUGGUGAUGUGGGAUUGCGGAGUGUGCGUGUGUGUGGGGCAUGUGUUGGUGGAGGAACGUGUGGUGAUGUGGUCUCGCAUGCGGCAAUUUACCACAGUUUUUCGUGCAAGCGCACGUGAUCUUAUAGGCUCACACAGUGAGUGAAUAUGCGUAGGCAUUAUGGGCAUUUGAGGCAAGUGCGGUGGCUGUCUGUCGGUGCUCCCUGCACUGGCUCGCCAGUCUCCGUGCGAGGGAUUUACAAGUGACCGACCAGAUCAGUGCGUGACUUACAUCUGCGGUGACGAUAAGGACAUGAUGGGUUCAGGGCUGUAGAAUCGGUUGGGGCGGGGUGAGGCUGUCAUCCGUGGUCAUGCUGGUGGAUGGGGAGUUGCUAGUACCGGCUAUGGGAGCAUUUUCGGAUACAUAAGGCGUGUUUGGGGCGUUGAUACUGCUGUUAUCUUCGUUUUCGUGGGUGCGCAUGUGACCGAACAAGCCAAUGUAAGGAGUGAGUAUGCGUCCACAAUGCGAUCAGUGGAGGCGGUUGUAUAUCGGGGCUCUGGGCACUGGUGCACCAGUCACAAAGCGAUAGGUUCACGAGUAACCGACUACGGCGAUGCGUGAGGUGAAUUUGCGAUCGAAAUGAGGACAAGUUGGGACCGAGUCCACACCGAUGGAGGCGGGGGUUGUGGUAGUGUUGAAGGUGUUGGUGAUUGACGGGGCUGCAGGAACUUUUCGGUCGAUGGCUGGAAUGGCAGAGGUGGUUGUGUUCGUCAUCGCCGCGAUGAUUGAGGUAGAGAUGGUGGAGUUAGCGGCGAUCGACGGCGGUGCGGCACGGUGAUGCGAAGCAACGGUGGCGAGGCUGGUCGCCGUCCUGGGCGGUGUGGAGGUUGGAACAGGGGCAGUCGUGGAGGCAGCAGUUGGGGUUGUCGGGCGGUUGGUUGAUUCGAAUAUGACCAACGAGACCGAUCCGCGCGCUGAAUGUUCGUUAAGUGACGAUGUUGUGGGCCAGGGGCGCCCGAGACUUGUGAACUUCCCUCGACGGCGAUCCGAUUUGCCUCGUAGAUUGCGAGUCUUCACUGCUUUUCUCCGGGCCGGUCCGUUUUGGGCGAGGACUUCCCAGGUCUCCAGAUCACAGUAGAUAGUGACAAGGGACAUGGUUACUGGUUUGAACAGUCCUAUAUGAUUGCAAGGUGCACGACGAGGUACAACUUAUUAUAGUAAAGUAUUCGCCGAGAUGUGGCGUCUGCAAUCUAGCUGUAGAUCGCAGAAUCGAUUAAAGCUCUCCGCACAAAUUGUUUUUACAGCGGCAAGUCUACCAUAAACGAGGUUACCGAACUUUGGUUGAUACAGGUCAAACCGCAAAAGUUCCAUCUGCCGAAAUAGACCUCACUACUGUGUUUCCCUCAACAAACUAGGCUGAACUGGACUCCGAAACUGAUUUGACCUCCCCUGAUUUUUCCGUCUAAAUACGAACUUCGGACUUUUGAAACCUGUUUUACCAAAAUUUGCUAAGAUCCCACCAGAACUCUCUCAGAUGAAUUCGAAGUAGGCACCCUUUAGUGUUAGGAAACGUCUAAUCUCUAUCUAACUUACAUAAGUCCACACUAGAUACUGUGAUCAGCAAAUACUCUCAUAUAAAAAUUCCAAACGCCCAUUUCUUGAAGCCAGAGUUUUUAAUUAGAUGGGAACCUUUGGAGGACUGCUAUCCCGCACUUUUCUUCACAGGUACCAUAAUUGGAAACUAUCUUUAUGUGCAUGGUGGCCUACCGGAAUCAAGUGAGAAGACCAAGAAAUCAUUGAAUGGACUUUAUCGCAUCCAGUUACACCCCUUCGUGGGAACAUGGACGGACCUGACAACCGACGAUUCGCCUGCACUGAGCCAACAUCAGUGUAUCAACUGGAAGAACCAGUUGAUAGUUUUCAUAGGUAACUGUUUCUUGUGGCGGAUAACGACGAGAAAGAGCGAAAUUUUAUGAAGGAGUGAUUUUUAAGUAGCCGAAGAAAAGAUUAAAACGAGCACAUUCAGGAGUGAUUUGGGGUUGUGGUCUCGGUUGGGAAGUAAAGGAAAUAGCUCCAACCUCAUUGGUAUGACCGCAGAAGGUUAAAAACGUCUCCUAUAAUUUAAAGAAGGGUCUGAGCUGAACACGUAUGACCAUUGUUGGUUGAAAAAUGUCGGAAGGGUUUAAUAACCAGAUAAAACUACUAACACGUCCCACUCCUUAAGAUAGGAAGGUCAUGCAAUUAACAACGUUUAGUUAAAAAAAGAGGACGGCAGUUCUUCUUCCAGUUGGGCUAAGCAGUAUCACCCGUUCCUCCUGUCUGAAUCGGCAUGUCCAGAAGGCCUGAUAUUUUCAUUUUGAUAUAGAAAAUGUAAUUUCUACUAACUUUCUGUUCUCCAUAUUAUGAAUUAAAAUGUUAAGUUGUUGAUUAUUUGUCGUUCACUACUAUAGGUUUCCGUCUAACUUUAGGUGACCCAAAAGUAAAACCAUCUUUUUCUGGUUAUUUCGUAAAAAAUUAAGUGUUCCAUGAAAUUUCCAUUCCAAUGGUCCAGCUAAUAAUCCGUCCUCAUUAGACUCACCCAUUUCAAUGGGGUACGGUUAUAAGUAGUACAGUUAGCCUUGCGUUAAAUUCUAGGAGGUUAGGCUUAGAAGGGUUGGCGUUAGGAUAGGGGAUCAAGUUAAAAUACGAGAAUAGAUGUCCCCCUGGAAUUUGGCGCAAGGUCACGUAUAGUAGGGCGGGAGGGGGAAGGGGGCGCACAUUUUCUCGCAUGCAACCGUUAUCUCAUAAAGUUUGACUGGCUUAUACUUCCUUCAAAUAUGGCGUCUGCACUUUCAGAACUGGCCAAAGACAGUUCGCAAUUGAAGGAAGGAUUCUGAAGUGUAAUUAAUGUAAUGCAAUCAGUAAUUACUCCCACUCUAUGUGCAAUCUUGACUUUGUUUUGAAUUGUUGUCGAAAAAUCCGGAAGAUCAGUCAGUAAAAGCUGAUACAUCCUUUGCAAUGGAGCAUCAAGCCAGAUGACAACUAAGCGCCCCAGCUCGGUUUCUAAAGGAGGCUGAAGAAUUACAUAGCAGUAGCAUUUCUCAAAAUAAUGUGGUCUAACUUAGUGGAAACUUGGAGGUACUUCAUGACUACCUGAAGUCAACAUUAUAGCAGCAACAUCCUUCAAUAAUAUGGAAGGGACUCAAAUGCAGGCGUGAUCUUUCCUGUCAUUACUACGUACGGAAGAUUUGACACCAACUUAUAAAAAAGCGGCAUAAGUAAACAAGUUUCUCAAAGAAAGCACCUGUUAUAUCAGGGGGGGGGCUCAUGAAGUUUUGAUCGAAAUUCUGAAAUGUGCUUUCGAUUGGAAAAGAUUACUUAAGUAGGGUUGCGGUAUUGAUUAUCGUACAGUAUCAUCCUAAGGAUGCUUGGAUGCCAGCUUUUGAAUGAGCUUCUUCUCGGCCGGCUGCUAAAACUACACUUUGUAGCAAUGACUACUUAAGUAGUAUGGACUGUUCCAAUUGGUUUUCACUGUUAUUAUAAAUUCCACUAUAUUUCAUAGAAAAUAUGCACAAGUAUAUUCUUUCGAAUAUUCCUCGAAUUUUAUACUCAAACAAAGGAUAUCUUUAGACUUUUAAAGACCUCCAGUUUCUGAGUAUUUUUUUGCCCCGCCUGCCGUCAUACCUUCAUUUAAGAUUUACGAACUACCACUACACACUGUAGAACUACAGUACCUGUGCUAACUCAUGAAAUGUCACGAAUUAACACAGGUCAACGACUUUAACGCAAAAUCGGUAAACACUACGGCUCCCAAAGUCUGACAGCGGAAAAUAAACGAUGUGUCAAAGAAAUAAAGUAAAGUUUGGUUAAGAAAAUAUUAUUUACUGAGAUAAAAAUAAAUAAUUUUCGACAAAAGUCACAUUUUCGAGAAACGCCUAUAUUACAACCAAGUUAGUGAUGGCUACGUAUGAGGACGUAUAAAGGAGGAGGGCGCAUAAAAGGUCAAAAAUAAUUAAGGACAGAAACAGAUACAAAAAAUUAGUACUUUGUAGAUUGUCCAUUCGAAUUAAGAACAGCAGAAAGUCUGUCCGACAUAGACAUGACAAGGUUAUCUAUGGUGGAUUGUAAAAUGUAAUUAUUGAUUAUUAAAUCCAAUUUUUCCUGCAUUGAAAGGGUCUUCUUAGCUUUGUGCCAAUUUCUUUUGACUAUUCCAAAAAGAUUUUCGAUAGGAUUCAAAUCGGGACUGUUGGCCGGCAUGAAAAUUGAUUGGAGGCCAAUUGCGGAGAGCGUGGUUGUUGUCUAAAAUGUUAGAUUAUAUUUGCAAACGGCAUCAAAUUCGUACCUCUUUAGAGCGGUGGACAGGUGCAUUGUCCUGCAAAAUUACAGUAUCCAUUCGGCGCCGACUUAUGCCGUUGUAGCCGAAAGCAUCCUUGGCAAUUGCAAUGAACACCUUGCUGUUGAUGGUGUCGGAUGUUGACCGCCAGACAGGCCGCUCACCGAAUUUAAUCGCCAUCCAAACCAUCAUCCGCCGACAGUUCUUGAAUGUUGCCGUCGGUGUAGUGUGUUCUCUUGGGAAGUUCUUUCCACAUAUGACGGUUUAGAACGAUUUCGUAGGCUUGUCUAAAAAUGGAACCUCAUGCUCUUUACAUUCCGUCAAAGGAACAUCACUCAUUCAUCUAUGCUUUCAGGGAGGCGUCCUAUAGCAUUUAAAGGAUUGUGCAAUGGAUAUGGACCAGGUUGUGUACUUUAGGAGUGAUAUUAAUAAACGUGCUGUGUGAACAGACAUUUCAGGGUCUUAAGAAAUCUCAUUAUCGGGAACCUUUUUUAAAACCAGAAGAGGGUCCAGGCUGUAGAUUUUUUCGUGAAACAAGAUGAUAUUACUUGCCCAAGAUGAGCUUUGAUUUCACGUAUACAUGCCAGGCGGAUGGACUGGGCGAACACGUAUUCCUGGCCUACACUUCUUCAGUCAUGAAAGCGGACGUUGGUUGCCACCAGCCGUGAAGGAACCGGAGUUGAGGGGAUAUCCCCAAGGUGCCGGUUUAUCAGCUCACACCGUGAUCCCCUUCGAGACGGAUCCCAAAUCAAACUCCCUUUCCGCCCUCAUUUUCGGUCGCGAGGGUUCCACCCGAAUCCAGCGACGUCGGGGAAACGCUUAUCUCCUGCAAGGUAAUGUUACAACCAAAGAUACUCCCUUACUAACAACGAAUGCCUUAAAUCAUCAAAGCGAAUAGACGGAUUCCAGAUGCCCUAGUGGUUAAAGUGAACUCUUGACAAUGCACCAUAUACUCAUCCGACACUAGGACGCUGUUAGGAUUCCAUAACUACCCCAGGAAAUCACGAGUUAGCGCUCAGAUAAGAUAAAAUCACAUGCGAUACGAGAAGGGACCAUUAGAUCCUCCCACUGCUCGACUGGAGAGUACUGUGCCUACGCUUGUAAGUAUGGGAAGAGGAAGCAGCGUAAGUAACAUAUAUUCUUUUAACAUAAAAUUUAAGGCACCGUUGAGGAAGACGCGACAAGGAUAACAUUUGAAUCCAGGCGCUCGGAGUGGGCUAGACGACGGUCUUUCGCUUAGGACACGGGACCCGCACUUGCUGCUGGAGCACGUAAUUUUCUGACCCAAUAAACAGUAAUUUUAGCAGCAGCAGCAGCAGCAGCAGCAGCAGCAGCAGCAGCAGCAGCAGCAGCAGCAGCAGCAGCAGCAGCAGCAGCAGCAGCAGCAGCAGCAGCAGCAGCAGCAGCAGCAGCAGCAGCAGCAGCAGCAGCAGCAGCAGCAGCAGCAGCAGCAGCAGCAGCAGUGGAAGUGCUGGUAAUAUCUAUAGUGUUAGUAAUGACUCGGCUCCUCAGAAUAUCAGAAGGCGAAGAUGCGAUCACUGGAACAAUAAAUUUAUUGGCCUGACGUUUCGGAUUCUCACUCGAGCCCAGCACCAGAGACAGUCGCAGAUAAGGGUAAUUGUGACACGAGUGCAGUAUUUACAACGCGUGGCUGCCGUGGGAUCAUAUGCGUACUGUAAUUAACAGCUAUCAUAAUCACCGCUGGGGUCGUAAUUGAUGCGAUGGUGGCUUGUCAGUCCGCGUCCGAGUCAUUAAUUGCCAUAAUUUCGUCAUCCGUGUUGGAUGCUGGUGUGAAGAUUGCUCGGCAAAUUGGCUCAAUGUCACUGGGAUAAUUGCGCGCCCGCACCCUACCCACGUGACUGAUUCCCCUGCCCAGGGAAAAUCUCAGCACGGGAUAUGGUAACGGGAGGUCAUUGCGCUUGUUGAUAGAUUGCGGGCCUGCAAGCCAUGACUCGAGCAGCCGCGGCUCACGUGGUUGUCACCCCUUGCGAGGAUUUCGGUCUCCUGACACUUGAAAAUAUGGCCGGGUCCCGUCGAAUGAACCGCCACCUGAGAGCUAGCGUCUCCCCGCCUCACUGCUGCUGCGUGCUCGGCAAUUCGCGUUCGGAGUAAUCUCCCUACUUCUCCGACGUAGUUGCUUUGUCCGCAACGGCACCAGAUCCGGAAAACGACUCCUGACGUUUCCUGCCGUGGCAGUGGGUCUUUCGGCCUCAUGACUUGGCACCUAAUGGUUGCUUCAGGCCUGUGUGCAACCUCAACUCCAGUUGGAGUGAGAAGACGACUGACGGCUUCCGAGACGUUCCUCACGUACGGAAGAGCCCGCCAAGAUUUGGAGCCGGUUGGAUUUGGUCUCUGGUGUCCUUUUCGUAUGCACUGGUUGACAAAGUUGCGCGGGUGACCAUUGGCUCUCAUUACCCGUGGAAGAUAUUGUAAUUCAGCAACCUUGUCUUCCAUUUCACUGCAGUGCGUCUCAACGCGCCGAUAUAGCUCCCUUACGCAACUGCGUUUGUGACUGAUUGGGUGGUUGCUGUUGAAGUUCAGUAUUUGCGUCGUAUUUGUCGCCUUACUGAACAAUUUAGUUUUUAGGCCACCACAAUCUUUGCGGCAAACGAGGACAUCCAGGAAGGCCAGCUGGUUGUUUUCGUCAUUCUCUAUCGUAAAUUGAAUGUCCGAGAAGAUGGCGUUGAGAUGUUCUUUGAAUAUCAGCACCUGAUCCCGUUCGACGACGACGAAGGUAUCAUCCACAUACGGAGCGCAGAAUUUUGGUCUGUGGUAUCGGAAAACCAACGACUCCAAACGUCGUAGGACCACCUCGGACAUGACUCCCGAAAUCGGGGAACCCAUUGGCGUGCCCUUCACCUGCUCGUAGAUUGUUCCAUCGAACGUAAAGUACGUCUUGAGGCAGAAUUUCAGGAGCUGCAUGAUUUGGGAGUGUCCGAGGCGAUUCUCCGUUUCGUCGCAUGGUCUCGAAUGUCAGGUUCUGCGGGAUAGAAGUAAAAAGGGACGUGACGUCAAAGGAAACCAAAGGACUGUCUCUGAUGAUGGAUUCGAGUGAGAAUCCGUAACGUCAUGUCAAUAAAUUUCUUGUUCCAGUGGUCGCAUCUUCGUCCUCUGAGCUGCUACCUGGAACUCGCCCGUUCACUUCUAUCGGCAAUCCUCCGAAUAUCUUAUGCUGAGAUAUUAUGGACUGCGAGCAGUCACAGCUGGGCGACCACUUUUCUAUCAGCGCAACAUAUUCUCAAGUUGUUGUCCCGUUUUACGUCAAUAGAUGACGUUUUUGUGGUUUUUUCCAGGCUCCUUCCGAUCUUCAAGUAUCUCCGGACUGGGCGACGUGGGUCCAGCGGGCUUUAAGCCACGAUUCAUCUACACAGAAGCACCAGGCGCCCUGCAUAUUGAGUCACGCAGCUACCACACCUCCACACCGACCAGCCACAGUAGAGUGGUUACUGUCGGCGGCAGGUCUAAUUCCACACUCGAAGUGGUCGAUCUUCGCGGCAUGUCCCACCUGCCGCCCCUCGAGUUCAAUCGUGCUACCUGCGACGAGGUCACCUAUCUCUUGGAUGUGGACGCUAGACAGCCCUUUGAAGCAGUGUCAUCAGAUCGCAUAAAAUUGUCGUAAGUCUCAUAUUUUACACCACCACCACCACCACCACCACCACCACCACCACCACCACCACCACCACCACCACCACCAAAAUGAAUGAUGACAACCAAUAAGCUAGAAACAGCCACUGAACUCUUAUUUUCCCGAGACACUUUUCGACGACAGAGAGAUCGUCCCGACGUGGUUCUCCAGAAUCAUGAUUCCAUGGAAAAGAGGAAAUGAGCAUUUCCCCACUCGUCAGCCAGAAUAGCUCAGUGAGCACCACUCCCCUGCGGCAGCGCUGGUGGUCUCAAUAUUCAUUACAAUGGAAUGUAAUUCAAAGGUAUUUCGGUCACGCCAGAAUACCGGCUUUUGCAUGCGCUUCCUUUCGGCCGCCUGCAGGAACCACGCUCGCCAAAAGGCUACUUAAGUAAUAUGGUUUUUUUCAUGGAUUUUCGAUGACUUUGUGGGAGCAGGUGUGUUUUACAGACAAAAUUGUCAGAAAUAUUAUUUCCAGUUCUCACUCGAUAGAAAGUAGUGUCCUUUCCAGAUUUGAUUUUCGAUUAAAGGGCCUAUUUAGGUUUUAAAGACUUUUGAAGUCCCCAGAUAAUUUGAAGCCCGAUCUGCCGUCGCAUUUGCAUUUAGGGUUUACAAUCCGCAAGCUGUAGAAUGUCCAUGCAAGGAAAAACACACAUUCCUUUAUGUCAAUAAGAAGAUAUCAUAUAGGGCUCGUAAGAUUUUGCAACGAAUGUGGACGACGUUGUAUACUACAUACAUGCGAACAUUUUAAACCGAAAGAUACCCUCUCCUCAUGCAUAAAAUUUGAGGGAGACGUAAUUUGCUACCGAAUGAACACAAGAAUGGAUAUUUUUCGGCAUGUUUUUGCAGAAAUUGUCCGAAUUCACAGGAGCGUGGAAGAUUGGUUGUAAAAAUUCAUACUACUUAGGUGGUCGUUUUUACCCAGGAUAGUGUUUCAGGUGGCCGAAAAGGAAUGCAUUCGAAAGCCGGCAUCUCCCUGUGACUGAAAUAUUUUGGGAUUAAGAUGCACGACAAUCAAUAUUACAACCUAAAGUAAGUAAUUCUUUUAUAGAGCCAAAAGUUUGUGGGCACUAUCUAUACAAUAUGUUUGGAUUUUUAAGGGAAUGGAAAAUCAGUGAAAAAGUCCAUACUAUACAAUAGGGCAUUUUUAACGAGUUUAUUUCUUGCAGUCGGCCGGAAAAACGUGUAUUAAAAAGCCGGCUUUCAGACAUGACUGAAAUAUACUGGGAUUAUACGGCAUGAUACUGAAUAUUAAAAACUCACUUCAGUAAUCCCUUCUAGUCGACAUCAUAUUUCAGAAUUUCCCUCAAGGUCUCGUGGGAUAUGUCACCUACUGUAAGAGUGUAACUAACCACUCAGUCAGAACCGGCACGUCCUCUAAUGACCGAUAGGAUAUUUUCACCUGUAGCGAACUGCCCUCAUUUCCCUUAACAGUGCUCAAUUCCGGUGCCAAUGAAAGUCCAGGCAUUCUUUUGAGUGGCCUUCGCCUCAAAACGGGAUUGGGUGAAAUUUAUCUAACGGGAUAAAUUGCGUGAGCUGUACGCACAGCAAAAAAAACAACUGGAAUAGACGCCAAAAAAGUAUUUCAGAGGCAGAUUUAUCAAUUAGGAAAUCCGGCUUGUUGGCGGGAAAGGAAAGAUCUGCCCUCCUGAAUACGACGUCUAGAAUAUAGCCAUUGCCGAAGGUCGCAUUUCACGGGCACUAUCUACACUUCUUAGAUUAAUGCCUUCUGGUAAAAGAACCGCAAUGCUACCGUAAAGCAUGUGACUUACAAGUCAGUAAGUGAUGUUUUCCGAAGCCCUACGAAAGCAGGUUUUUCCAUCUGAGAGCAUGCUGAGAGUGUUUCAUCCAUAUUUCCAGACCUCCGGAACCUAAUGCAUGCUACCAACACAGGACCACGCUCUCCCAAGUUGCGCCAUUAUUCUGAGGGGUCUGUAUAUGCUACUCCAUGUUAACGUUUACCAAAUGGCAAGAUCGUGCGUCUGCCUGUUAAUUGAAAAGAGUAUUCCUACGAAUAACUGCUGUAUAACUCUUAAACGAAGUUAUCAAGGACGACAGUCUGACAGCAAAAAGGUACCGACUUCUGCCGAUGAACUAGUUACAUUUUUGUGUGCACACCGCCCUCUCCGAGUCCAAAUUCAAGAAACUGGAGAAAACGAGACUCGAUGUUUUUGUUCUGUCUCCCCAAAAGUAAAUCAUUUGCUAGGAUCCAUCUCGCUGAUUAUGACGGCGACGGGUUUGCUACGGGGAAAACUAACCAAAGUUAUUUAGCGGCUUUUUGUGUUUGUAGAGGUUGGCGAGGACAUUACGCGAUACCCGGCGGACGCGGAUUCCUGGUUGGCGGCGGAGACGGCUUCUCUGCCCUACGCCCAGAUCCCCUCGACAUGGCAUACAUUCACGCCCCAGCCAACAACAACCUCCUCAGUUAGUGAGUUGACUGCAGCAGUUAUUUCCAUCUCGGAACAGACUAUUUAAUUCCAACAUUUCAGGGUCUGUCUACCAUCUCUUGCCUAAGAGGCCGGACAUCUACAGGCUUGUGUUUAAGAAGGCCGUAAUAUUUAAAGGUCAGACUAACUCACGCAUGUGCGCAUUCUGAAAGACGUCCGCACCUAGCGGAGGGGGGGGGGAACGCAAAACCAACAAGAUUCGUUUAAUCUGUUCCUGCAGUCGCGAGUCGGUUUCUUUAUCGCGAUGAUCGAAAGUUGGUGCUAGUGCGUAGAUGGAAACGACUGGGGCGUAAGUAAAAUUCUCCCUGAGUCGUACGUGCGCUAAGCAGUCACUGAGUAGCCUUCACGCAAACUAGACUCUGUAACAACGACGACUUCUGUUAUUUCCACAAAAGUACAGAGAUACCUUGUAGAAACCAUAAGCGAAAAUAUGCCUUCUUUCAGUCUUUUGAUAGAGAAUGACGUCUUCCUCAUAUUUUAUACUCAAAAAGGAGUAUAAUUGGGCCUUAAAAAGUUUUCUAACUGACGAAUAAUUUGGAGUCUGAUCAUUCAUUGCAUUAGCGCUUAGUGAUUUCAGUCUACAAGGUGCAUGCGUUCCGCAUAAAGAAAAUCACACAUUCUUCUAUGUCUUUAAAAAGAUAUCAUACAGCGUUCAUAAAAUUUCGCAAUGGAUGCAGACUAUGUUGUACAUUUCAUGAGGAGCUGCGGUAAGCGGACAGGUACGAUGCUGUGUGAAUGGACAUUGCACGGUCUUAGAAAAUCUCAUAAUUAGAAACUUUUUAAAAACCUAAUAACACGCCUUUUUCCCUUCGGGGAUUAUGCGCAAGCCCACCAUUAUUACUUGGGCUGAGCAUUCCUAUUUCCAUGUUCUAUUUAAGGGGCCAUAUAAGUCAGUUCUACCGAAAAACUUUUCAAAAAUGGAAGGAUACUCUUUCUUUAAGUGGUAAAUUUGGAGAAAACGUAGUUUGAUAACACAUGAGUGCAGCGGAGAAUAUCUUCUGUGAACGCUUUCUAUAUAAGGUAAUUUAAGUUACAAGAAUAUCAAAAAUCAACGGGAAAUCUUAUACUACUUAAAGCUGGCAUCCCGACGCGAGUGAAAUAUCUUGUGGUUAUGCUGCCCGGCAGCGAAUAUUACAGUCCCACCAAAGUAGCCCUUUCGAAUCGAAAUCAUAUUUCAGAAUUUCGGCUAACACUUCACGAGAUAGCAGAUUUACUGUACAUGUCCUCGGUAAUAGAGGCAAGAUGACAUGGUUGAACUAUCGUGACGUUGUAAUCCCAAGGUGAUAUUCAAACAAACUAGCCUCCAAGGUUGGUGUAGAUGCCCCAACUGCGACAAUUUCUGAGUGUCCAUCAUGACUACCAACAACUGACGGCCGUCUGCUUGGUGGGCCUUCUGAAACACUUAAUUUCGUCCAUCUUAAGUAACUGUCGUGAAGAUUAUGGAGCUAUGCGGUAUUCAUGAAAAAUUGUUGCUGUGAGUAAGACCUGCUCUUGCUCAACUUCUGCAUGUGUGUUGCCUGUCCGAAGAAACCCUCCCAGUCGUUCUAACGCUCCGCAAGAUUGCAUCAUGUCGCCUAUUUCCUUCUACCAUGUUAUUGGCUGGGUACACGGGGGACCUGCAUGCGGCCUGUCUCGUGUCGAGUUCGUGCCAGACAAUUGGCUGACUGACCCCCCGCUACACCGACAACAUUGCAACUUUCUUGCUGCCUUUGGGUGAAGGCGAUCGCCAAGUCAAUCGCUUUACCCAUGAAGCCUGCAGAAAUCAAAAUGUAAUCUGGUCAGAGCAAAGUACCCCCCCCUGAUUAAAUGGUUGUCAGCUCGAAGAUGUAGCUAGGUCUCAAACAUAUGAGGGCCAAAUUGCUGUCAGACAGACUAGGUGAGGACGACAUCAUCGCUCGAACAAUGCUACUGGCAGGGUUUUGCCAAUCAUAGGGGACGAACUUCCCCCCCCCCCCACCCCCCCGGUAUCGCAUGUACCGGCCGGUCCUGUACGGUUGCGUAUGCUCAACUAUGCGCGAUGGAAUAGGAGCGAUAAGCGGGGGAGUUUGAUUGCCGUUAAAUUCCUCUCCGAUGAGACAGACCAGACUCCUUACAAGAACAAGGACGACUGCGGUUGUCUGCUGCCUUCAAUCUGACGCCAGUGGCUAGCUUAAGACGGCGGAGAGGAAGUCGGUUCAAAACCUGCCUCAACACAGUCCAUUCAGACAUGGAUGUGGGCCCUAGUCGUCUGGCAUUCAGCUCUUCAGAUCCGCUGCCACAGAUAGCCACACGUGCCGAGGUACAAGCUGCGACAUCCUCUACACUAAAUAGAACAUAUUAAAAGCCGUAGGCACUUUGAUUGGAGGUUUAAGGUGGACGAAAUCUGCCGUGAUGCCUCCCCACCAGACUGCGGUGGUGCGUACAGACUGUUUCGUUCAGCACGGAAAAGGCAGCCGUGUUCUGAUACACACAAACAGGGUUUAUUAUCGGGUUGCUUAUUGUGUCCAAACUCAUCUUCAAUCGCCUAGGCCUUGCCAUGUCAACUGGAGCAUCAAUCUUUUGGCAAGAUGAAAGUGAGGCUUAUAUUACUCAAAAUGAUUCGUCAUUACCCGAUUCACCCGAAUGCCGUCACUUUUCGGCGAUCAAAGUUCUCAUUGACGGAGGAUAUACUGGGUCGUGUGUGAGGAUCGGAGUAGUGAUCGAUUUAACAGUUAGACCAACGCGAACGACGAUGUUCACCAUGUGCUUCACAGCAUGGCGAGUACAGAGACGGUGAUUUGCGCGUGAAUUAGUUUACCGGGGGUUACGGACUUGCGUAGUGUCUGCCACACUCUCUCACUCGCCUCGGUGGCAAAACCGAGUCAGGACGACCGGAGGCGGGGUUGGACGCAGCUAAACAAUCCGUCUACAAGUGUCACACACGCGCGGUCCGCACAAAAAGGAUCAAAAUUUCCCAGAAACAAAAAAGAGGCAGCUGGAAUCCCAACUGAGAGGGAGUUCCAUUGAAGCUACGUUUAAAAGUAGCCGUUGAAGCCUUACUCUCCGUCCUGAAAGUAUCGAGGUAUCCUGUCAGUUGACAGCCUUCUAAGUCAAGACUACUGGCACACAGUGAUAGUUUAAAUGUACGUUGGAUUGUUUAUGAUGGGGAAUAUGCGCUGAAUGCCGUGGGCCGAAUUCUCCUAAGCCGACCUUACCCGCCUCCCUCACAUAGGCACUAGUUCGCUGUCUGGGUCAGAUUUGGUUAUGUAGCCCCACCUGAAGUAAACAUACCCCAGCUACCUGUAAUGCGGGAUCGUUGGUAAAGGGUUUUUUUGCGCGUGGGGCCGAGGAACACACAGGCGACGAGGUCAAGCAGUUGAAUGCAAAAGAAAAGCUAUUAAGAAUGCGCGGUUGUAUUUUGAGUGGUUGAGAAUUAGUUACCCUAUCCCCACCCCCUAACCCUAACUCCAACAAUAUUGUGUCCAUCAGGUGAGGCUACAUAACCACAUCUUACCUCUGUCUGAGCUAGUCAGUCAUCUGAUGCUGAGAGUGGGUGCAACAAUCGAUCUAGAAACUGAUUGGAGAGUUUCUGAGGGCAACAAAACCUACAGCGAGGAGGCUCACGAAGUCAGUAGUAGUAGUUACUCCUGUCUUCAAAAAUCAGUUUGCCAUACACGCGCAGGGUCUGCCAUCUGAUAUGCAAUCAGAAGUUUAAACCUUGGUUUUGCCAUGCCAGUCCCUACGCAGCAGUAGUAUCGGUGCAUCGGGGAUGUGUUUAAAAAUAGUCUUCAACCGGGCACGAUGUGGGGGGUGGUAGCGCUGGAGUGGCCCUCUACUGCUUCACAUCUAAAUCGCGUCCAGCCACAUAGAGCUCUGCUAGUCAACUGUUUAGCGCAGAUAAAAGGGCACUUUCUAAGCCCCUCUUUCUAUACUGAGAUUUAAAUUUUAUUUUCCACCCUCCCUGAAGUGCUGGGCGUCUCAGGGAUCGACGGGCGUACGCCGUGUGUUCCACAAAUCCCACAGAUGCAACCGCCUGGCUCCAGGGCGGUCUCGGACCCGGAAUGAAGACCCUGGCCUCACUGAUGCGCUUGCAAGUGGCCAAGGAUAUCGAAGACGUGACAACUGGGUCGUAG
Spirometra erinaceieuropaei is the source of this 18769-nucleotide messenger RNA. The record is from the annotation of a GenBank genome assembly. NCBI's taxonomy places the organism in Eukaryota, Metazoa, Platyhelminthes, Cestoda, Diphyllobothriidea, Diphyllobothriidae.